AGGGGCAGAUAAGAGCGCUAUUAAAAGGACGCACGCCGCCGGCGCGCCUUCGCUUCGCCGCAGGCUCGAAACCCCCAAGCCCUCGCCAUGACUUUCAACGGCAGCUGGAAAGUGGACCGCAAUGACAACUAUGACACGUUCAUGGAGAAAAUGGGCGUCAAUUUGGUGAAGAGGAAGCUGGCCUCCCACGACAACUUGAAAAUCACCAUCGAGCAGAACGGAGACAAGCUCCACGUGAAGGAGAGCAGCAAUUUCCGCACCCUGGAAAUCGACUUCACCCUGGGGGUCAACUUCGACUACAGCCUGGCCGACGGCACGGAAGUAUCUGGUGCAUGGACGCUGGAGGGCGAGACGUUGAAGGGCACCUUCACCAGGAAAGACAACAACAAGCAGCUGACAACCACCAGAGUUGUGCAAGGGGAUGAGCUCAUACAGAGCUACUCCUACGAAGGCGUGGAUGCCAAGAGGAUUUUCAAAAGGGCUUAGGUUGAAUAAACCUCGUGGGGGGGUGGCGGGGGGGUUACACAGAAUGUUGUGUGGCGUACUGUAUACCGGCGCAACAUGUACAAAGUGCACUGUGUCAUGCCUCAGGUAUGUACAAAAAAAAAAAAAAAUGUCAUUG
Messenger RNA from Syngnathoides biaculeatus (alligator pipefish), 622 nucleotides. RefSeq names its product fatty acid binding protein 2, intestinal (gene fabp2). The record is from RefSeq and is a predicted model, not a curated record. The transcript has 4 exons. Gene Ontology annotation, biological process: fatty acid transport. NCBI's taxonomy places the organism in Eukaryota, Metazoa, Chordata, Actinopteri, Syngnathiformes, Syngnathidae. Bases 88 to 486 code for a protein of 132 amino acids. Gene Ontology annotation, cellular component: nucleus; cytosol. Gene Ontology annotation, molecular function: fatty acid binding.